AUGCAUCUCAUACUUACUGGAGCCACUGGCCUCGUUGGCUCCAGCGUGCUUGAUGCUAUGCUCAAAUCGAAAGACAUCACCAAGAUUUCAAUCCUGAGCCGCAGGCCAGUGCCGAUGGCAGCAGAUGAUCCCAGAGUCAAUGUCAUCACUCACAAUGACUUUACGAAAUACAGUUCAGAAGUUCUCGAUCAACUGCAAGGCGCCAAAGGUGUAGUCUGGGCAUUGGGUAUUAGCCAGCUCAAAGUGACAAAAGAUGAAUAUGUCACCAUCACCAAAGAUUUCCCUGUUGCUGCCGCGAAAGCCUUCACUAAAAUAUCACCUUCCAACGAGCCUUUCCGUUUCAUAUACGUUUCUGGCCAUGGAGCCACCCUCGAGCCGACUUCGUUUACACCCAUCUUCAGUCGUGUGAAGGGGGAGACUGAGAGGGCGCUUUCUGACUUACGUACGCCGACGAAAUUUCACGUCGAAUCUGUACGUCCUGCCGGCGUAGAUGCCACAAAUCAUGAAGCCAUUAAACCAUACAUUCCCAACCCUGGCAUGCUCUACAAUGCCAUGUAUUUGUUCAUGGGUCCCCUCAUGAGAACCGUACUUCAGUCGAUGCAUAGCCCAACGGAGAAACUUGGCCCUUUUCUCAUGAACAUGGCGAUGGGCAAGUAUGACAAGCAGUUGGAUAUUGGAGGAAACGACAUCUCCAGUAUAAACGGUUCGAGGAUACUGGAAAAUGUUGCGUUCCAAAGGCUGUAUGAGCAAUGA
Messenger RNA from Fusarium redolens, 753 nucleotides. RefSeq lists its product as uncharacterized. Bases 1 to 753 code for a protein of 250 amino acids. The transcript is spliced from 2 exons. Lineage: Eukaryota; Fungi; Ascomycota; Sordariomycetes; Hypocreales; Nectriaceae. The record is from RefSeq and is a predicted model, not a curated record.